CUCAAAAUCUCCACAAUCUCAAAACAAACAUAAAAUAAGAAGAAGAACAAAGGAGGACUUGCUCCUCACAUUCUUCAACUUCUUUUCUUCAACAUAAAUGUGUUUCUGAUCCAAAUUUCUUUUGUGCUUCCAGUGAAAAACUCACCCACCAACUACUCUUUCACUUGUUAGUAGGAAAAUUUUAAAAAAACAAACAUGGAAUCCUUAAAUAUCCACAACAUCAAAGUGGAGAAAGCAAACGCUAUGCUAAGGUACAAAAAGCGUCAAAGAGUGACAACGUUGUUCCGAUUCAUCGAAUUCUGCAUAUUUUUCGCCAUAAUCUCAAGAUUUUCCACGGAUUAUUUCAAGGGACUUGGUGUCACCCUCGUUAGUCCUCGAUUCGUCUUUGUUCUUGGAAACGCGAUUGUCAUCAUCCUCUUCUUGAUAUCAGGACAGUCCUCUGCUAAAGAUGGUUCCACAAAUAACGUUAAAAUCGAUAUGUACGAUGAGUACAAACAAAAAUGUUCGAUGAACAAAGAGGCUUAUUGUGAACAGAGCAAAAAACAGAGGAAACAGAGUAUUGUUGUAGAAAAAGCUUAUUGUGAACAGAGCAAGAAACAGAGGAAACAGAGUAUUUUGGUGGAAAGACAAUUAGAAAAGAAAAUCCAUCGUAGCCAUUCCGACAACUCUCUAUCUUUGUCCCGUGAUGAGAAAAAACCUAGAAAAAAAUUGAACCGGUCCGCUACAGUAAGAUGCCGGGAAGUUAUAUACACCGACAGUGUAAAACCCACUAUGAUGAUGACAACGACGUCAUAUCCAGAAGACGAGAUGAGCAAUGAAGAAUUCAGGAAAACUGUUGAGAAUUUCAUUGCAAGACAACAGAGAUUUUUGAGGGAAGAAGAGUUUUCAGCUGUUGUUUCUUAUGAAUCAUAGCUGUAUAAGUUCACGUUCUUGUUCAAGUACUAGUUUUUGCUAAAUUCAUAAGCAGCCUAUCCUGAUGCAAGCAUCUACAGCCGAUUAUACGGUUUAUGUUUUUUUUUAAAAAAGACGAAAGUAUAUACAUAGUAGUAGUCCUAGUUCUUAGGCCCUCCUCCAUGUUGCCGAUGAAAGCCAUUGUGAGGUUUUUGCAAAUGUAUCUUUUGCCUUAGAUCUUUGUUAAUAUUUUGAAUCAUAAACUUACUUUUGGUAUGUAAAUUAAUUUGUCAUUUUUCCUUCA
Solanum dulcamara is the source of this 1195-nucleotide messenger RNA. RefSeq lists its product as uncharacterized. The record is from RefSeq and is a predicted model, not a curated record. NCBI's taxonomy places the organism in Eukaryota, Viridiplantae, Streptophyta, Magnoliopsida, Solanales, Solanaceae. The transcript has a single exon. The coding region runs from base 196 to 912 and encodes 238 amino acids.